Molecule: messenger RNA, 851 nt
Organism: Peromyscus californicus insignis
Lineage: Eukaryota; Metazoa; Chordata; Mammalia; Rodentia; Cricetidae
Product: probable ribosome biogenesis protein RLP24
Biological process (GO): ribosomal large subunit biogenesis; translation
Cellular component (GO): nucleolus; ribosome
Molecular function (GO): structural constituent of ribosome
Source: RefSeq, a predicted model, not a curated record
CGGAGUCCACAUGAGGAUCGAGAAAUGUUACUUCUGUUCCGGGCCGAUCUACCCGGGCCACGGCAUGAUGUUCGUCCGCAACGACUGCAAGGUGUUCCGAUUCUGCAAAUCCAAGUGUCAUAAAAACUUCAAGAAGAAGCGGAACCCACGCAAGGUCAGGUGGACUAAAGCCUUCCGGAAAGAUGGCAAGGAGCUCACCGUGGACAACUCAUUUGAGUUUGAAAAACGUAGAAAUGAACCUGUGAAAUACCAGCGAGAGCUCUGGAGUAAAACUAUCCAUGCAAUGAAGAGGGUUGAAGAGAUCAAACAGAAACGCCAGGCUAAGUUUAUAAUGAACAGGUUGAAGAAAAACAAAGAGCUACAGAAGGUUCAGGACACCAAAGAAGUCAAGCAGAGCAUCCAUCUUAUGCGGGCUCCUCUUGCAGGCAAAGGAAAGCAGCUGGAAGAAAAAAUGGUCCAGCAGUUGCAGGAGGAUGUGGACAUGGAGGAUGCUUCCUAAUGGUGCCUCCUGCAACCAGCCCUAGACACACUGGAAACCAGUGGAGACUGUCGAUCCCCAAGUUACUGAUUGGUUAUGUAAGGUCCCUCAGACAAAUGUGAUUCACGAGCUUCCCUCUUAUAUUGCAGCCUGUAAAAGCAUCCAUUGUGGGUGUUAGAUCUCAGCUCAAUGUUCUGCGUCACCGUGCUGUGCUCACAUAAACACAAAGGUUUGUGUGUAGAUUAAGGCACGAACUCUGGGCAUACCAUGGUUUGAGUUGUUGCUUAAUGGCACCAGGCAACAUUUCUGUGCUGACUGUCUUGCUAGUGUGAAAUCUGUCACGAUGUAAUAUUUUCCUUGCACUAGGAUAGUC